Messenger RNA from Helianthus annuus (common sunflower), 453 nucleotides. RefSeq names its product probable calcium-binding protein CML11. Gene Ontology annotation, molecular function: calcium ion binding. The record is from RefSeq and is a predicted model, not a curated record. Bases 1 to 453 code for a protein of 150 amino acids. The transcript has 4 exons. NCBI's taxonomy places the organism in Eukaryota, Viridiplantae, Streptophyta, Magnoliopsida, Asterales, Asteraceae.
AUGGUGUUGGAUUGCUACUCGGAAUCAUCUUUGACUCAGGCCGAUGCAGUUUGUUUGAUAUUCGAUGUCAACAAGAAUGUGGUUCGUUUUUAUAGCCCUUUAAGGCGUAUUAAUGGUUUUGCUGCCAUACUUGAAGAUGAAGAAGCUGCCCAGGUAGCCAAUUUCGGCAGCUUCACACAACUCGAACUGGGUUCGUUGUUACGAUCAUUAGGCCUUACACCGAGCCCUGAUCAGCUGGAUGCAUUGAUACAGAAAGCGGAUACUAAUAGUAAUGGUUUUGUGGAGUUUUCGGAGUUUGUGGCGCUUGUGGCUCCCGAGCUUCUGCCUGCGAAGUCGCCUUAUACGGAUGAUCAGUUGAAGCAGUUGUUUAAGAUGUUUGUUAGGGAUGGAAAUGGGUUUUUAUUACUGCGGCUGAGUUGGCGCAUUCCAUGGCGAAGCUGGGACACACGUUGA